CUCUCCCGCUCUGUCUGGCGGAGCCGUGGACAGGAUUGGAGGCUAGUAGUGAGUGACUGCGGAGAGAGAGAGAGACUGAAGAGAAGAGAAGAGAGGAGAGCAGAGCAGAAGAGAAGAGAGAUCUAUAGUAGCAGCAUCUCUGCUGGAUACCUCUUCAAUAUUUAAAGCAGAAUCUUUCCUCAUCCAGCUCGAGCAUCACACUUCCCACCGGACCCCCCAUCACCCAACCCUUACCAGGGGGACUUAUGUACAGCACAGAGGGUUUACCACCCCGGACAUCCACACAGGGAGCCAUGUGAGACCCCCUUGCGCUGCUGAAAUCCCUCCAAAGAGGUGCUCUGAAUCGGGAUUGAAACCAAGGAUUGUAUCCCCCCUGCCUGAAACCCCCUCCAGGGUUUGUGGAUCUUCUCUAGCUGCGGGAGGAGGAAGGGAAGGGAGGGACUGCCAGGUCUCUGCAUACCCAGCUGGGAGACACUCUUCUCUGGGCAAGUGUGGGGUGUGUGCCCCCCUUGGGCUGGAGGCCAGCGCUCCAGCACCAUGGAUUACCUACCUGGGAUUGUACUGCUGCUGCUGUCCUGUGGGGCGGUGGUGCCGGGGCAAGGGGAGCCCAAGCACAGCGUCCCUAGGCUAAAGCUUUCCUACAGGGAGAUGGUAGAGUCCAAUAAUCUCAUCACCUUCAACGGCCUCACCAACAGCUCCGGCUACGACACCUUCCUAUUGGACGAGGAGAGAGGAAGACUGUUGGUGGGCGCCGAGGACCACGUCUUCUCCUUUGACCUGGUCAAUCUCAACAGAGAGCACAAACAGAUCGCAUGGCCAGCCACGCCCUCAAAGCGGGACGAGUGCAAGUGGGCGGGGAAAGACCUUGGGAAAGAGUGUUCCAACUUCAUCCGAGUGCUCCAGCCCUACAACGCCACCCACCUGUAUAUCUGUGGUACAGGGGCCUUCCACCCCAUCUGUGCCUACCUGGAGAUGGGCAAACGGGCAGAGGACAACAUCUUUCGACUGGAGUUGUCCCACUUCGAGAACGGCCGGGGGAAAAGCCCCUACGACCCCAAGAUGCUCUCUGCGUCCAUCAUGUUAGAUGGGGAGCUGUACUCUGGCACGUCGGCAGACUUCAUGGGAAGGGACUUUGCCAUCUUCCGUACCCUGGGGGAGCAUCAUCCUAUCAGGACUGAGCAGCAUGAUUCUAGAUGGCUCAAUGACCCAAGGUUUGUAGGUGUAAACCUGAUCCCAGAGAGUGACAACCCUGAAGAUGACAAGAUCUUCCUGUUCUUCAAAGAGAACGCCAUGGACGGAGAACACACUGGCAAGGCCACCAUCGCCCGCAUAGGACAACUGUGUAAGAAUGACCUGGGAGGUCACAGGAGUCUGGUCAACAAGUGGACCACCUUCCUCAAGGCCAGACUGACCUGCUCAGUGCCAGGCCUCAACGGCAUCGACACACACUUCGAUGAGCUGCAGGAUGUCUUUCUAAUGAGCUCCAAAGAUCCUAAGAACCCAGUGAUCUAUGCUGUAUUCACCACUUCUAGUAACAUAUUCAAAGGCUCAGCAGUGUGUAUGUACAACAUGGCAGACAUCCGGAGGGUCUUCCUGGGUCCCUAUGCCCACCGAGAUGGGCCCACCUACCAGUGGGUACCCUUCCAGGGGAGGGUGCCCUACCCCCGCCCUGGCACGUGCCCCAGCAAAACGUUUGGGGGCUUCGACUCCACCAAGGACCUCCCUGAUGAUGUGAUCACCUUCGCGCGGGGCCACCCGGCCAUGUUUAACCCCGUGCACCCCAUCGGGGGUCGUCCCAUCGUGGUGCGGACCGACGUGGACUACCAGUUCUCCCAGCUAGUGGUGGAUAAGGUGGAGGCCGAGGACGGACAGUACGACGUCAUGUUCAUCGGAACAGACCUGGGCACAGUCCUGAAGGUGGUUACCAUCCCAAGAGAGAGCUGGCAUGACCUGGAAGAGGUGGUCCUGGAGGAGAUGACCGUGUUCAGGGAGUCCACCCCCAUCACGGCAAUGGAGCUUUCCACCAAACAGCAACAGCUGUACCUGGGCUCGGCGCUGGGCGUUUCCCAGAUGCCUUUGCACCGCUGUGAGGUGUACGGGAAGGCUUGCGCUGAGUGCUGUCUGGCCCGCGACCCCUACUGUGCCUGGGACGGAACAGAGUGCUCCCGUUACUUCCCUACCGCCAAGAGGAGAACAAGACGCCAGGACAUCAGGAAUGGAGAUCCACUCUCCCAGUGCUCUGACCUGCAGCAUCAUGAUGACGUAGACGGUCUGGGUCAUGUGGAGGACAGGAGUGUGUACGGAGUGGAGAACAGCAGCAUGUUCCUGGAGUGUAGUCCCAAGUCCCAGAGAGCCCUCAUCUACUGGCAGCUCCAGAGACCCAACGAGGACCGCAAACAGGAGAUCAAAUCGGAGGACAGGGUGAUCCGCACGGAGCAGGGCCUGCUCAUCCGCACUCUCACCCAGACCGACUCGGGCGUCUACACCUGUCACGCUGUGGAGCACGGCUUCAUCCAGCCCCUCCUCCGCCUCUCCCUCCAGGUCAUCCCCACACAGAGGCUGGGUGAGCUGCUGCCCGGUGGUCCUCUUGGUGGAGUUGGAGGGUCUGGUGGUGCAGAUGGGCCUGCUGGUGCAGGUGGGUCUGGUGGUGCAGGUCACUCGACAAAACACAAGCUGUGGUAUAGGGAUUUCCUCUCCCUCCUGGACCACCCUGACCUGAACAGCGUGGAGGAGUUCUGCGAGCGCGUGUGGCGGAAGGAGCGCAAGCAGCGGCGCCUGAAAACCCCCACUAUCACCACCAAUGGCCAAAGUCUGGCUAGGCUUGACGGAGGAGCUCCAAGCUCAGGCCUAAAGCCUAAAAGUAGUCCUCUUGGCGCAGGUGCACCCAAUGCCCAGAAGCAGCAGAGUGGGUCUCCUAUGGUGCAGCAGCAGAGCAAAGAGGGGAGCCCCCGGAGCACGAACACCCAGAAGGUGCAACUCCAUGUGGGCACGUUGACCCAGGCCCAGGCCCCUACAAACAACAACAACCAGAAUGGCCAGAACUCUCAGGCUACACCCAACACCCAGAGCCCCCAGAAGGGCCAGGACGCCCUGGGGGGAAACCUGGGGGGGACCCAGGUGCCUGGUGGGGGGGCCAGAGGUGGACCCCAGCACACAGCCAAAUGGAGGCGGAUGCAGGACAACAAGAAGGGGCGAAACAGGAGGACCCACGAGCAACAGAGACCCCCGCGGAGUGUCUGAGAUGACCACAGCAACACACACACACACACGCGGACAUACACACACUUAUGCACAUACUGCUAAAAUAUAGACUUGCUAUCCCAUAAAGAUAUACUGUAGGAACACACAUAAUGCAGUACAGUCAUGGACAUAUGCUCAUACACACAUACUAUGUAGACAGAGAAAGACCGUCCCAAUGGAAUGCUCUUAUACAUACACAUGAAGGACUCACGCACACACGCACACACACACACACACUGCAAAUACCCUGUGAAGACUUGGAGAAGACUGGCGACUAACAGGACGUUAAAGACUGAGGCUAAACUGGAAUCGUAUAUGUACUGUACCUGCUAACCAUGUGGAUAUACUGGCCCAGGGUGUACAAUGUGAGGAACUGUAUAUUCCAGGUCCGUGUUGCAAGGGGGACCGAGUUGCCUGGCGGACACAUAGCCCUCCUGUACAUAUGCUACUUCCUUAUAGGACUGGGAUGGGGUUCAAAAACAUUCAUUUUCAGUGAGGAUGAUACAUGUUACAUUUACACACCUCUGGACAAGUUUGGACAAUGGCCCAAUGCAUGGAUACAGGACAUUUCAGAAGGGAUUGAGACGUUAAAGUUCAGUAGGGACGUCCGUUACUGCAGCUACUGGCCUUGUUGACAUGCACAUGAGAGAAGGAAGAGGAUGCCCACUAUAUAGAGACUGGAAGAACUAUAAGGAUAAGGAAUCAUUUGUCCAGUCGAUUGCAAACUACAACAGAAAUACAUCAAAAGAAGCACAGUCAUUUUCAGAGAGUGAACUGCAAUUCCCACAAUACAGUUGGUCGGCUCAACUUUGUUCAAUUGAUUCAAUUCACAAUGACUCUCAUGAAUGAGCACUUUGGGCUUGUACAUAGAGCUUGACUGUCUUAUAGGUCAAACAGAUUAAAUGGGGCACGGUUAGCUGGUUGACAAUCCACAACGAUGCCCCCCAUAUUGUUUGUAGUUCAAUAACAGAAUGAUUCAAUAUAAAACGACAAAAUCCACAAUAGCCUGUGGUCUGUGCAACAAAGUCAAGCUUCUCUUCCUCCCAAGGCUUGAAAAGCAUCAUGCAUGUCGUAGUCAAUCGAUGUUCAUGAUUUGAAUAAGCUAUUUCUCGCCAGUUACCUGCUAUGUAAUUUGAACAAAGUUAUUUUUUAUGUUAAAGGAGUCCUAUAAAAAGAAAAAUACAUUUAUUGUUUUUAUUUGCUAUUUACUUUUCUCACUCUCCCUACAAACCACUGCAUCCCUGUUGGGGUAAACAAGUAUGUAGUAGAAUUUUUUGACCUACCCCUUUAAGUUAUUUUAGUUUCUUUGCUCUUUUUCCUGGAGUUUGCUGCGUGUGAACUUAUAAUUCCAGUCAUAUGUUCGUGCUCAGUCUGGAAAGCAGACUGCCUAUUGAUCCUGUACAUAUACACACAACAACAAAACGACUCUUUAUGUAUGUAAAUAUAUACAACCAGAACACCACUUGAUUAUUUAUUUCUCAUUGUUUUGUGAAAGGGUUGCAUUUAUUUUUGAUAUUCUGGUAUUUUGGCUCAUCAAUAUUCAAGAAAACAAAACUGCGACACGUUGAGAAACACAGAUGGACCAAUGAGGACGGACUUCCUCUGUCAAGGACUCUGUCAAGGAAACACAGAUGGACCAAUGAGGAUGGACCUCCUCUGUCAAGAGUGGGAGCAGGGGGUUGUUGUGUGUUUUAUAGUAUCCAGACUGAGAGCCUUCAGAAUGAUAAGCACAAGUUUCUCCUGCCCUCUUCUUCUACGUGUCUGUCCCUUCUGCUCUUUUCGGAAAUGGGUGAUUUUUCUACCCAGGAGGUUUUUCCGUUGGAGUUUGGAACCCCAUACACUAUUUCAUUUGCUCAUCCCAAAUACUCAUUGUAUGUAAGAUAAUACUACCCAAAACCUGACAAACAUUAGCUGUGAAUUUCUAUGUAAGAACUAGUAAGGAAAACGUUAAAAUCUAAACCUAGUCUGAGGAGAAGACGCUGAGUUAAAGCUGCAUGUAAACGCUACCUAAGUGCAACUUUUCUAUUGUCUCUAGAUGUUUCCUGUGAGAGGUAAAUGUCCUAUAGGCAAGAUGUGUAAGAGAGAUGUGAAUAUUCUUCCUUUUUGCCAAAACAAAGACGCCAACAUGUACCAGGGGUGUAUUCACUAGGAACCUAACAGAAGCAAACAGGCCGAAACGGGGAGGGACUAACCUGAACUUGUCCAAUAAGAAACGCACAAUUUUGUUGCAAAUCGUUUUCCGUAGCAAAACGUUUUGCUAUGGUGUCUGCUAAUGAAUACACCCCAGUAAUGUUACUCCAACCCCAAAACUUGUAUUAAGACCUUAAACUUUUCAUACAACAAUGUGUUUCCCCCUCAGUAUACAACAAGAGUGAUGUGUCAAUGCAAUAAUGGACAGCAAAUAGCAAGGUUUCCCUGAGGUUUGCGGUAUGUUUCCAGUCUCUCACGGUGUGUAGGGUGGACGAGGAGAGAAGCGAUACCACUGCUGUAAUAUGGUUCUUCCUGGCAUGCGUUCAGUUGUCUAAUUAAACAUUUCCUGUAAAACCUA
Messenger RNA from Coregonus clupeaformis (lake whitefish), 5788 nucleotides. RefSeq names its product semaphorin-3ab-like. Lineage: Eukaryota; Metazoa; Chordata; Actinopteri; Salmoniformes; Salmonidae. The transcript is spliced from 16 exons. The coding region runs from base 538 to 3240 and encodes 900 amino acids. Gene Ontology annotation, molecular function: semaphorin receptor binding; chemorepellent activity; neuropilin binding. Gene Ontology annotation, biological process: motor neuron axon guidance; negative regulation of axon extension involved in axon guidance; neural crest cell migration. The record is from RefSeq and is a predicted model, not a curated record.